Molecule: messenger RNA, 1252 nt
Organism: Pollicipes pollicipes
Lineage: Eukaryota; Metazoa; Arthropoda; Thecostraca; Pollicipedomorpha; Pollicipedidae
Product: potassium channel subfamily K member 12
Exons: 4
Biological process (GO): potassium ion transmembrane transport; stabilization of membrane potential
Cellular component (GO): plasma membrane
Molecular function (GO): potassium ion leak channel activity; outward rectifier potassium channel activity
Source: RefSeq, a predicted model, not a curated record
UGCCUGCCGCGCCUGCGCCGCAACGAGGACAACUGGCGUUUCCUGCUGCUGGGGCCCGUGCUGUUGCUCUAUCUGCUGGCGGGCGCGGCGCUCUUCCAGUGGGCCGAGGGCGAGGCGGAGGACGGCGCGCGGCGCACCUUCCGCCUCACCUUCGAGGCGCUGCGUCGCAACACGUCGGCGUCAACUGGCGCCGAAGCGCUGCGCCAGCUGCUGGCCGGCCGUCCGCACUGGGACUUCGCCGGCAGCUUCCACUUCUGCUGCACCGUCAUCUCGACCAUCGGCUGGGGCUGGACGGCGCCGCACACGGUGGCAGGGCGCCUGCUGCUCAUCUUCUAUGGCAUCUUCGGCUGUGCCGGCGGCAUCCUCUUCUUCAACCUGUUCCUGGAGCGCUUCAUCACGCUGCUGUCGUUCUUGAUGCGCACCUACCACGCCUGGCGGGCCGACCAGCAGGUGCACACUAUGCCGCGCCCGAACAGCGCCGGCUCCUGCGAGAGCCGUGUGCACCGCUGGCGGCCGGCCGUCCGCUGGGUGCUGCUUUUCCUCCUGCUCUGCACCUGCCUCGUGCUGCAGCUGGCUGCGCUGCUGUACGUCAACGUCGAGCGCUGGGACUACGUCAAGGCCGUCUACUACAGCUUCGUCUCGUUCGCCACCAUCGGCUUCGGCGACGUGGUGACGGGCGUGCAGACGCCGCCGGCCUGGUACAGCGUCGUCAACUUCCUGCUCACCGUCGUCGGCGUCUGCUGCAUGUACUCGCUCUUCAACAUCGUCUCCAUCGUCAUCAAGCAGGUACUCAACUGGUCGAUCCGCCGCGUGAAUGGGCUGGGCGGCGGCGCGCCGUCCGGGGUCGCGAAGGCGUCGCCGGCGCCGGGGCUGAAUGCCGCCACGGCUCGGCUCUCGCCUCAGCUGCUGCCCAAGGGCACGCCCUCGCACCACGGGCAGAACGCGCCGCUGGAGAGCCUGCGCGGCCGGCGGCGCAACAGCAUGCUGGACGGCAUCACGUACACGAGGGAGAACCUGCAGGCGAACCGAGUGUCGCUAGCGGUGAUGCAGAACCGGCUGCACGACAGCGUGCACCAGUCGCGCUCGCACUCGGCGCUGGCCAUCGGCCGUCACCAUGACGACGAGCUCGGCCGCGUGAGCAUCGGCUCACUCGGCUCCGUGGCCAUCGUCAGCAAGAAGCUGGAGGCGGACGACUGAGCGAAGCCGGCGGGCGGCGCGCGGCUGGUGCGCCGACAACAAGGACUGGGCUGCA